This is a messenger RNA of Aspergillus niger, 1563 nucleotides long. RefSeq lists its product as uncharacterized. The record is from RefSeq and is a predicted model, not a curated record. Gene Ontology annotation, cellular component: cytoplasm. NCBI's taxonomy places the organism in Eukaryota, Fungi, Ascomycota, Eurotiomycetes, Eurotiales, Aspergillaceae. Bases 1 to 1563 code for a protein of 520 amino acids. Gene Ontology annotation, molecular function: catalytic activity; phosphopantetheine binding. The transcript has 2 exons. Gene Ontology annotation, biological process: amino acid activation for nonribosomal peptide biosynthetic process; secondary metabolite biosynthetic process.
AUGGAAGUUCUCGCUCGGAAGGAGUGCAACCCGCGCAGCAGCUUCCGCUCGUUCAAGUCUGUCUCCCGAACAGGAGACUUACCUGUGUCGUUCCUGGAAAAAGAGUUGUUAAUCAACGACCUACUCUCCGCGUCCUCCCCGGCGUUGAACAUACUCUUCGCGACCCAGUUUCACACAACUAUCAACCCGGCCAUGCUAGACCAGGCUUUCAGAGAAUCUGUUCAGGAGUGCGAAGUCUUCCUCUCGCGCUACAAGCAAGUCCAGGGGAAAUUCAUCAGAAACCUCGUCUAUACCCCGUCUUCCCUUCGCCACUUUUCGACAAAUGAGCUAUCUAUUGACGAAUUCCUGCAUGCUGCCCGGAACUACCAGUUUGACCUCGCCAACGAACAGCCCGUACAAGCCCUUCUGUACCAGCAUUCCCCUACAGAAUCCACUCUCGUGAUCCUAAUGUCCCACCUAGUCGGCGAUGCCAUCACGAUGAAUGGGUUCCUCAACAGUCUCGCCGCCCGCUUCCACGCCAUGUCCAGACAAGAACUCACCGACCCAGGUUGCUUUUGGGCUGAUCUCCGACAUACAUACACCUACAUAGACUGGACCGCAUGGUCCACCACUCAGGAGCACGUCUCAGCGGAGGCCUUAGUCUUCUGGAAAACCUAUCUCGACCACCCGCCCCUUCAAACUGGUCUGAACCAGUCCCGUCGACCAAGGUCCUACACCGGCGGGUUUGAGUCCUGGACCCUCCCGCGCGACCUCUCCAAAUCCCUCCUCCACGCCUGCACCGACCUAUUCGUGAGCCCGCAUCAACUCAUGCUCACUGCUGUCGCGCUUGCCACGCAAGCCCUCCGACCCAGUCAGGACAUCGUCAUGAUGGCCCCGUACUCCCUACGCACGAAACCCCUGACCGAGGAUCUUGCCGGUUGUCUGCUAGACCGUGUACCAAUUCGCGUCAAGUGGGACCGAACCCAAUCGCUACUUGAGCUUCUGCGAGCUGUCCAGCAGUCCUCGCAAGCGGCAAUCGCUCACGCUGUUCCCUACCCCUCUCUGUGCAAGGGCCUGCACCUUUCCCCGACCCUCACAGAGCUCCUUGCGGAGAUCAUGUCCCCAGAUGAGCCAAUCACCGUGGUUUUCGAGCACGACGACGCAAUCCUCAGCGGUCAAGACGGCGAGGCUCUAUUGUCGGCGUUCCAGCUGGUCUUGCAAAUUAUUGGCGAUAAUCAAACAGCCCACGAAAUGGUGGAGACAGUGUGCCGUGAGGUGCGUACACCUGAGAAAAGACUCAAUGGUCUGCUGGAAGAUCAGGUGUCGGAGUCUUGUUCCGAGGGGUCGAACAAUGAGUUCCAUGAAGAAAUCGUACGGAAGGUGUUUGCCACAUGUCUUGGUGUGACGGUGGAGGAUGUGGGCUCGCAUACUUCGUUCGUUGAUGAGAUUGGGGGUUCUUCGGCUGAUGCGGUCCAUCUGGUGUGGUUGUUGAAGGAGAAAGGCGUAAUUGGAGUGGAUGUGCGGCAGGUGUUGUUGGCGAAGACGCCCGCAGCGCUCGGGAGGAUGGUGAGGUCUAUUAAAUAG